Molecule: messenger RNA, 1755 nt
Organism: Closterium sp. NIES-65
Lineage: Eukaryota; Viridiplantae; Streptophyta; Zygnematophyceae; Desmidiales; Closteriaceae
Source: the annotation of a GenBank genome assembly
AUGGCCGGCGCCGCGGGCCUUCUCCCCGUGCUCGUCCUCGCAGCGUUGCUGCUUCAAGCGCCUUCCACCGCGUCCGCCCGCCUCUGGAUCUGGAACGGCGGCCUCGUCCCCUUCAUCCCGGAGCAACGCGCAGCGGAGGCCGUGCUCACCGCCGCGGAGUCCGCCAGAGCGACGGGGCCUGCCGCCGGUACCGUCGCUGCUGGCACGGAGACGGAUCCGCCGCUCUCGCCCCCGCCAGCAGAAGUGCGACGUGGGGGCCUGCUGUCGAUCGCGAACGCGUUUGACAAUCACUACGUGUACAAGCACAUCGCCGUUGACUCGCCGGACCAGACCAACCUGCCGAGCAGCAUCGAUAUUGUCGCGGAGCUGAGAAAGAUCGUUGCGAACGGCGAGAAGGGGAAGUACUCUCGGCUGGUGGACGCGCACAUGGCGGCGUACACAGCGACCCUGGCGCUCAACGAUGGGCACAGCAUGUUCGUACUGAAUUGUUUCCUUGGGACUUACGACUUGCCGUUGCCACUCAUGGUUGUUGUGGAAGACGGGAAGCAGAUCAUUCGCGUUGCACCACGCCGAUGUGCCAGGCGACUUCGUGCGACGAUCCAUUGCUCCCGAAAACAACACCCUAUUGGUGUCCUUCGCAACAACGGAUGGAGGCUCAACGGAGGACGUACAGGCGCUGCCGCUAGCGACACCAGCAGCCCGCAGGCAACCACGCUCACUUCCAUCGGCCAUAAGGCAGACAUUCCAGUGAUGGACAAGUCUCUCAAGCGCCACCCUGAUCCAGUGUACUACGGCGAUACCAGCGAUGACAGCGACGACCUGAAUGUCGAGAUUGCGUCGCUUUCUGCAGCGGCAGAUGGCUCUUCUGGUGCAGUAGCGGGGCAGACUGUAUACCUGGUGGGCGGAAGCACGGCUGUGAUCUGGAUUCACACAUUCACUCCCAGUGAUGCAGUGUCAGAGGUGCUGGCGGAGAGAAAUGUGAAUGCGGAGAAGUACAUGGUGCAGGAGGUCGCCAAAGCUCUUCUCACCGCGGCAGCGUCAGUACUCCUCUUGCAGCCCCCCUUCCUUCUAGGCUUCUACUUCCCCCACCAGUCCCCCUUCCUUCUACCCCUUCCAGUCCCACUUCCUUCUACCCCUUCCAGCCCCCCUUCCUUCUACCUGUUCCAGCCCCCCUUCCUUCUACCCGUUCCAGCCCCCCUUCCUUCUACCCGUUCCAGCCCCCCUUCCUUCUACCCCUUCCAGCCCCGCUUCCUUCUACCCCUUCCAGCCCUCCUUCCUACCCUGCUCUUUGUUUCAUGCUAUUCACCUGACAUUCUGACCUCAUCACUUUCCCACCCACCCUCCUUUCCCUACUUGCUCAUUCCCCCGUGCCUCUGUCCAUGUGUUCCCGCACACGUCCCUUCACAAUCCCCCGAUGCCUUCCCCCACGCUCCCCACCAUGCCUCUCUCUUCAGAUCCAACGCCACUCAAAUCAUAAUAGACGUGCGUGGCAACGGUGGCAGCCACACCGCAGCAGCAUACACAGCCAUCCGCCUGCUCAUGGGGGCAGCCAAGGUCCCGGACUCGGAAUUCUCCAUGCCCGUGGAUUUCAUCAUCGGCACCCCGUACACCGAGAAUGCCAUCAGCGCUCUCUCCCUCGAUCCCAAUACGCACUACUACUACAGAGGAUACUCCGACCUCAACGGAACGACACUCACAAGCGCCUUUGACUACGCUCCUUUUCGCAAGCUCCGCUUCACAGUAGUCUUAUGCUGA